Molecule: messenger RNA, 6307 nt
Organism: Mustela lutreola (European mink)
Lineage: Eukaryota; Metazoa; Chordata; Mammalia; Carnivora; Mustelidae
Gene: RNF225
Product: ring finger protein 225
Exons: 1
Coding region: 1601-2590 (329 amino acids)
Biological process (GO): protein ubiquitination
Molecular function (GO): ubiquitin protein ligase activity
Source: RefSeq, a predicted model, not a curated record
GCGCCACUGACUUAGAACCAUGCAGAGCAGGCCUGGCUGCCCACAUUGUGUUGGAAAUGAGAGGGGUGGGUUAUUCUGGCACAGAUGUCACUCUAGUCUGGGGAAGGGCGUGAUGUUUAUCUAGAUCUGGGUGAUAGCCCACCACACUGAGAGGCAUGUUUUCUGUGAGCAGUGCCAGGGAGGGGUAUCUAAGGCCAAUGAUCUCGGUCACUGUUUCCAGCUUCCCGCCUGCUGGUUUGCCAGGGGCCAGCCCUAUCCAGUACACUGUGGGGUCUGCCCACCUUCCACCCCAGAGGCUCCUCUUUGCUCUGGCCAGCUUCCCCCUGAACCCCAUGCUGCCUGUGCACUCUUUAUUUUAUUUUUUUUCCUUUUUUUGUUUUUAACAUUAUUUAUUUGACCGAUCAUAAGUGCUCAGAGAGGUAGUCGGAGAGAGGGGGAAGCAGGCUCCCCACUUAACAGAGAGCCCAGUGUGGGGCUCAAUCCCAGGACCCUGAAAUCAUGACCUGAGCCAAAGGCAGAGGCUUAACCCACUGAGCCACCCAGGCGCCCCUGCCUCUUCAUUUUGUGUACUAGUCAGGACUGCAGCAACCCUGAGUACCCACAGAGUCCCUGCUAUAUCAGGUUCAUCUGAUUCCACCAGUAGCCUGAAAGUGGAUUUGUGAGGUGAUGGAAGACUUGGGUGGUGGGUUGUUAUUGCCCACCCAUGGGGCCAGACUCACUGGCCUGUCCCCUGUGCCAUCUAUCACCUUCCUGCCACCCCCGACAUCCGGCCAACGUCAGGCUUGGUGUUCAUCCUGGAGGGACCUGUCUUGGGGGCGGUCCAGGCAGUCAGACAAGUCUGACAGGUACCUUGGGAACCUGGGAUCUGGAGGGAGUGGUACCAAGGCAGCACCUUCCUGCAGGGAGGGGCACCUAGUAUGCAGCUGCUGGUAGGCAGAGUACUGGGGUCAGAACUGGCAGGGACGUGUCAGGCAGAGGGAGGUGGCAGCAACAGGUAGGAAGAGCCCAAGGCCCACUGGGGUCUGUCGGGAAUCUCUGGCACCUGCUCUGGACUUCUGUCCUUUCUCUGUGUUGCUGGGCUCCAAUCCUGAGGCUUGCAUGUCCUCUCUUCCUCAUCUGCCCCUCCUGGGAUCUGGUAUGGACCCCCCCAGAAUCGAACUAGUUCUUAGAGGUCCCCAUCUUUCGUUCCUCUCCAUGUUGGAGCCUCCCCGUUGCUUGUCUGGGGUCCUGCCUGGUGAUGAGUCCUCAGCUGUCAUCUCUGCCCCUUCUCCACCCAAGUCAAGCUUAGGACCUACCAUGCCCCCUGGGUCUGCCCCUGUCCCCCCAAUCCUUUCCUCCCAUCUCUUCUCCCUCCCUUCUCCAGUUUUGAUGCUUCUUUAACUCCCUACCUGGACACCCUUUUCCUUGGCUUCUACCCUGUGAGUCGCCUACCAUUCUAGCCUCUGCUCCUUGGCUCUACACCCCUUUCUUUUGCUUCUGUUCUGUGCCCUCCAGAGUGCGGCCCUUGACACUCCCACCCCCACCUCCCAUAGACCCUCCUCCGCUCUUCCACCGCCCGCUUCCCUGGCUGACAGGGCCUCUCCCCUCAGGUUCCGUCCGGAUGCCCUGCCCUCGGCCGCCCUGGCUCCGCCGCCCCCGUGCCCCUCAGGGCUCAGGCCCCAGCUCCCCGAGCUCACUCUCUGCGUCCCGCUCACCCGGCAGGGAGGAGGGCCAAGACGACGACAGCGAGGAGGAGGAAGGGGACGGCAGCCCCGGCUCGGGCCCCAUCUUGACUGCCGCAUCCCCCGUGGAGUGUCUCAUUUGCGUGUCACCCUUCGACGGUGUCUUCAAGCUGCCCAAGCGCCUGGACUGUGGCCACGUCUUCUGCCUCGAGUGCCUGGCUCGUCUGUCCCUUGCCACGGCGGGGGGCGGCGACGCGGUGGCCUGUCCGGUGUGCCGCGCGCCCACGCGCCUGGCCCCGCGCCGAGGGCUGCCCGCGCUGCCCACACAACCGGGCCUGCUGCCCCGCGACGCGCGUGCGCCCCUGCCGCGCCAGGGCUCUGUGCGCUUCGACCGUCGCCGCGGUCUGCUGUACCUGCGCCCUCCGCCGCCGCCGCCUGGGCCGCGCAAGUCCCGAGCCGUGCGCCCGCCGCCGCCGCCGCCGCAGCUGCGCCUCGGCCGCCCGCUGUCUCGCCGCCUCUCCCUGACCAGCCCAGCCUGGGCCUUCAACGCCGCGGUGGCGCUGGCGGUGCUGGUGGCCGCCGGCCUCGUCGUCUCGGGCGUCUACAUCUUCUUCCUCAUCCCGCACGCCGCUGCCUCCGGCCCCGUGCGGCCCCAGCUCGUGGCGCUCGCCCCGGCGCCCGGGUUCUCCUGGUUCCCGCCGCGGCCCCCGCCGGGGACACCCUGGACGCCGCGCCCCGUGGGUCCUGACCUGGACACCGCCCUGCCAGGGGCUACGGAGGACGUGCUGGAGCCCGAGGCGGGCUCCGAGGAUAAGGCGGAGGCCGAGGGGACGUUGGACCGGUCCCCGGAACGCGUGUGGGGAGCAGAAGCCGGCCGGGGCUGGGCCCCGCAGGGACGGGGCAGGAGGAAGGUGUGGGCGCCGCGGUAAAUGCAUCCGUGUUGCAGGUCUUGUCUCCAGGGCUGGGGUCCUCCGUGUCCUCCUGGUGGGGCCCUGCCAGGAUCGCUUGCCCUGGUCCUCAGGGAGGCCUUACCAAGGUGCUUAGAAAGCACCCAUUUCUCCGAGGGAGGCCUAGUGAGAUCGUUCCAAGCGUCAUCACUAAGGAGCAGGGCCCCUCUCAAGGAGCAACCUCUGCCUUCAUUCCCACAAGGGCCCUCUGGGAGCACCCAUAACCCCAAGCAACUGUAGGCAUCAAGCUGAGGCUGUCCUGAGCCCCUCUUUGCGAAGGUCCUUCUGGGAGGCACUCCUAAACCUGAUCUCCAUGAGGGCCCGGUUGGGAGGACCCUUGAUCCUCAUCCCCCCAAGAGUCCAGCUGGGGAGCCCCUCGGACCAACAUUGGGUAGGUACCCUGCACGGGACCCCAUUAGCCCCUCGGGAGGAUCCCACUGAGCGCACCCCCAGUCAUCAUCAGACCCCGGGGGGAGAACCCUCAGCUGGCAGCUGGGGGGAAGCCUCUGAUUUAGUCAUCCUGUGGGCUCACUGCAGGUGGCUGGAGCCCCCAGUCUCUGGUGGUGAAGCUGCUACUGCUGUUGGCCUCUGGCCAUGCCCCUCUGUGGGGCCCAUCGCAGUCCUCCCCACCCCCACCCCCACCGGGGCUGUGGAGUUUAUUUUCCAGUCUGCUGCCUGCAGGUUGGGUGUGGAUGGGAUCCAGCUAUUUCCAAGCUGGUCCUGGGUUGUCUGCACUCAUGGCUGGGGCUUGGGCUUGAAGGGGGAGGGGUGGCCAGGCCAGGGUUGAGGAGGGACAUAUAGGGCGAUUAGCUCCCACUUAGUUCUGAGCAUCAAUCUGCAAGCAGGAGCCUCGACUACUGUUUGGGUCAUGGCUUCUGGGGUCCUGAUAUGCUGUGGGGCAGCUGUGGUCACCAAGGCUCAUACAAGGUUGCCCUCUAGGUCAGGGCCACAUGAUUUGGGGGGUGGGUGCUCCUGGAUCUCGCUGGCCCACUUGGAGACAUCCUGGCCUCUCUCCUUGGGUGCUAGAACCUCCAUAACCCCUAUUUCCACUCAUUAAUUUCUCGAGACCAAUUAUUGCACGUCUCCUCCAGAGCUCCAUCAACUUUUUUUGGCAUCCCUGUUGUACCCUGAGGUGAAGCCUCAGCCUUGGGCAGCAGCCUACAGGGAGGGCAGCUCUUGGGUUCCUGUCCUCCUCUCAGAAGCCUUCCUGGGUCAGUCAUCACAGGGUAGGAUGGCUGCCACCCUCUACACAGACUGAACACAGGUCUUCUGUUUCCCCCAAGGCUCUGGAGCCCACAUCCUUCCUCACUUGGCCCAGAUUUGAGGUUCCAUGUUCUGUGGCUGGGAAUCUGACAUUUUCCAGAGAGAAAUGUAACUUCUAUGGGACUGGGGGUUCUCAUUUGAUCUGUUUACAUGUGUGUUCUCAGUGCCUGGCACACGGGGGGUGCCAAAUAGUUUUCUGGGGAGUGACGGCAUUGCGGGUGACCAAGAGGCACGUUAGGAAUGCCUGUGGUCACUCUGGGCUCAACUAGCUUGGAGCUACCCUGGUCAAGGCAUGUCAGCCGAGUUCCUUUCGAUGGGAGCUGCUGCUUCCAGUUGGAAAGCCAGAGGGGGAUCAUCAGGACAUCCAAGGGAGUGUGUUUCCAGACCAGUUCUUGUCCCACACCCAGGUGCCAAUGUCACCCACAGUGACUGAGAGCAGGGUGCUGGGUCACUGGGCAGCCCUAGCCCCGCCCACACAGGGAGGGGACUUGGUCAGGCUGGAGUGUUGGUGGUCUAGGUUAGUGUCUGCUAACUGCUGCAACAGAGAACUCAGACUAAUUCUUCACAGUUCUGCAGGCCAGGGGUCUUGAAAUCAUGUUUACCUGGCUAAAAUCAAGUGUCCGGAGGCUCCAGGAGAGAAUUUCCUUCGCUUUUCAUCUUCAAGACCUGCAUUCCUUGGCUUCUUCCUCUAUCUUCAUAUUUUAUUUUUAUUUUUUUAAGUAAUCUCUACACCCCAUGUGGGACUCAGACUCACAAUCCCAAGAUCAGGAGUCCCAUGCUCUACUGACGGAGCCGACCAGGUGCUCUGUCUUCCUCUGUCUUCAAAGGCAGCAGCAUCGUGGCUACAAAGCUCUGACUGUCCUGCCUCCUGCUUUCACUUGUAAGGGUAUUGUGAGAACUUGAGCCCGCCCUGAUAAUCUGGGAUAAUUUCCUCAGAUCAGCAUCUUAAUUUAAUCACAUCUGCAAAGUCCAUUUUGCUAUCUAAGUAGCAGAUUGACAGAUGCUGGGGGUUAAGACCUGGCUAUCUAUGGGGACCAUUAUUCAACUCACCAUAGUGUCUCAGGUAUCCUUCUUCUCAUCCCUUCCCUCCUCCACCCAAGAUUGGGAGAUUGGGGGGUGGCAAAAGUUGGGCCCAGCCAGGAGAGUAAGAAAGGGGCCCUUAGCUGGUGGUGCCCAGAGAGGGGAGAGAAAAUGGUCUCUGCCUGAAGGUGUUUAAGAAAGGCUGCCUGGAAGAAGACCCGCAUCUUCGAAACAGCUGGUAUUAAGGCAGAAGGAGCUGGGGCAGUAAGCGGGUGACUGAGGGCGCUGGCAGAGCUGACCAUCCCACACCCCAGUCCUAGCUAGCUUCCUCCCAGGGGUUAGGGAAGGUUCGGCUUCUCCACUCUCCCAACUGGGAGACGGAAACUUCAGUCUCUCCUUCCUUACAAUGAGCCUGAUGACAGAUCCCAGGGGUCCUGAACAUUCCUGUCUGCUAAUUACUACCUCGAUGACUACCCGUCCACUGCCCAUGAACAAAGGGGCUGUCCAAAACCACCCUGGGGCUGGUAUCAUGGAUCCUCUGCCCCAACCUUUCCACCAGCCUCUGUGGCCACCUAGAGCCAUGCCCUCUCCACCCUCCCUCUGCCCACUUCAGCCCUGCUGCAUAACCACCCCUCAUCUGUCGCAGGCUUGUGAAUACCCGGAGAGGGGAGUCAAUCUCAUUGCCUGGCAUAGUGCCAGAGAUGCCAGACUUUGGUUCUCUCUUCUGUAAAAUGGGUGACAAUAAACACUUUACUUGCAGGGAAAAUUAGUUAACCUACAAGUAUUUAUUGUGCACCUGCUGUAUACCAAGGGUGUGCACUGGGGACAUCACAGGAACAAGGAAGGCCCUCACAUGGCAGAUGACAUCCAGAAUGCUGAGCAGAGCAACCAUCAUCUUGGCCACACUGCCUUCCCUGUCAAGUUUGUGGAGUCCCCAGUUCCCCAAAGAUUCCCCAUGUUCUCCCCCCAGCUCUGCCUUCUUUGCCCCCGGAGGGAUGCAAGGUGCUCCGUUCUAUAGGGAUCUGGCCAGUCUCUCUUCAUGAGAAUCAAAGAUCCUCUGCCCGCACUGCACCCAUCCCUGCCCAUCGGGGCAUCUUCUUGUGUUGAGGCCAAGGUAACAAGGACCACCGAUGGCCUCAAUGGACCCUGAGAGCCGCAGAGUCCAGACUCUGCGGGGAAACAGAGGCUGUUGGACUCGGCAGGGUAUGGAUUCGAACGAGGACCAGAGAGCUUCCUGCAAAACACCUUCUCCCCUCAACUCCACAGCCUGGUAGGGUAGACUUGGUUUUUUCCCCUCCUCCCCCGGUCCUGCAAUUGGAGUUCUCUCUCCACACUUGGGAGACUUCCCCUUCUCACUAACACCCACACGCAAACCAGGGUGGGGCUUGGGGGAACUUCUUGCAGUCCUGGCUGGUG